Molecule: messenger RNA, 210 nt
Organism: Penicillium subrubescens
Lineage: Eukaryota; Fungi; Ascomycota; Eurotiomycetes; Eurotiales; Aspergillaceae
Exons: 1
Coding region: 1-210 (69 amino acids)
Source: RefSeq, a predicted model, not a curated record
AUGUGCUUUGGCUUCGGCGGUUUCAGCUCUGUGAAACCCAAACCACCCCGCAGAGAAAAGUAUGGGAAUAACGAAGAAAAGUACCUUCGUGAUUAUGUGCGCUAUGAAAUCAAGUACGAGGAAUAUAUGAAUAAGGAUAAUCGGCGGAGGCGGAUGGUGGAUGCUAAUGCUGGUGCUGUUGGGGGGAUAUCUGUUGCUACUGGAGGAUAA